UAUAUACAGAUAAACACGGCGAGUAAUCCUCAGCGACUCGCGGGUUCAGGUUCUGUGAACGCCAAGCUCCCGCCUCACAUGGCGUCCCUCCGGCUCGUGGCAGCGCUAGCACCCUCUUCUCCUCCACCGCCGCCAGGACGGGAGCCCCGGAGACCGCCGUCCGCGGUUCGCCUGGCGAGCGGCGUGGCCUUGGCGGCGGCCGCCGUGGCCGCGGCCGCCUCGCCGCCGGCGCUCGCCGCGCUGUCCGAGCCGGCGAACGCGCUCUCGCUGCCCACCUGGGCCGUCCACGUCUCAAGCGUCGCCGAGUGGGUAACGGCGAUGUGGCUGGUUUGGGACUACGGGGAGAGGACGGGGUUGAGGGGCUGGAAGGGCCUUUCUUGGGGAAUGGUUCCACUUCUUGGCGGAGCAAUGUGCGCCUGCACAUGGCAUUUCUUCUACAAUUCAGAGUCUCUUGAAGUCCUUGUAGCACUUCAAGGUGCUCUGACAGUGAUUGGUAACAUAACAAUGUACAUAGCUGCAUACCGCAUCUUUAAAGCGUCCCAGGAAGGCUCACAAAGUUCAUAGGUUGCAAGCUUGUAUGCUUAUGUUCUUAUAACCGGUUGUGGCAAGGGAAAUGACACCUGAUUUGAAAAUUCAAAUGAUCAAUGCGGACGAGGAGGGAGAAGAACCAGCUGGAAGGCUGAUCCGCUUUACCUCGUGAAAAAUGAUUGUGACAAAGUUGAAGAAACGUGAUUAUGCAUCUGUUCUGUAUAUGCCAGCGAAAAAGAACCCUGAGAUUUGUUUACCGAUUUAGCUAAAGAAGAAAUUUAUCCACUUAGAUAAAAAGAAACGUCACUCGGUCUGCAACAGCCUUGAGCACUGAAUGUUAGUAUCAGCUCCACAUGUGCAAUGCUAAUCUGUUGCUGCAAGCUUCAUUUUCUCAUGGACACCAACCAUUUCUGUUCCAGAAAAGCACCAAAGUACAUGUUUUUCAUCUCGAGCUGUCCUUGGAAUGUGGCCUCACAAUCCUUAUCUUGAAGCACCAUUGCCGUCGCUGUCGCUGUUGCUGGACGAUGAUGGCACGUGUAUGUGUUCAUGAAUCAUGUCACACCGACUGAUCUACCUAAAUAUGAUCCAUGAUUCAUAUGCGCAUUGUCAUCGGCAACACUCGCACUGGUGAAGCAGGUUUAUGCAAGGGCCAGCGUCAAUGGCCAAAGUUGCAGCAAUGAUCAAUGGUGCUUUUGUCAAUGUGUGCAGGGAGGUCAAGCAUCGGAAUGAAACCUCCACUCGCGAAGAUAUGGAUCGAAUGAGUGGACGCAGGACUCUUGGAUGCGAGCACAGGAACACGUGUCACGGAUCGUGAGCGGGCGGGACGGCAUGGGACGGCGCAGAUCCAGAGCACAGGUGCUGCUGAUCUUGAGGUUCUGAGUCCCCUGUGUUCCUCUUCCUGCUUGGCUACCGUGCGUGAGUAAUGAGUGCAACUUUUGGCCAAAGCUGGGGCAGUGGCCCAAAGUGUCUUCCCGGCUCCAAACUUUCCCUCAAGAGAUUCCCUCCUCCAUGAUGGUUUGUGACGGGGAUGAAUGGGCUGCUGCUUGGUAUCUCUGGUCUCUGGUCUCUGUGAGCGAAAAUGGCGCGCAAGGAAGGGCCUCUCUCAUGGAAACUGCUUGGCCUCCCAAGUUGGCAGAAACUGUGGCGACCGCGGAACGCUUUCAGGCUUGCAGCAGCGGCAGAUCACAGCGGAUGGAAUGGAGCUCCCAGUAGGCUGAUAGCCACACUUGUUGUGUUGGAGCAGUGCAGCGAGAGUUCUGAGCUCAGACGGCAUGCAGAACAUUUGUCGACAGAGAAAGAGAGGGGUUGUAAAAAAGGCGCCUAGGUACAUUUUGGUGAAGAAACUAAACUGCACGAGCAAAAAGAAUGAGAUGCUUGAAAGCAAAUUUGACUUUCUUGUGUCUUGCUCU
Messenger RNA from Phragmites australis (common reed), 1937 nucleotides. RefSeq lists its product as uncharacterized. The record is from RefSeq and is a predicted model, not a curated record. The transcript has 5 exons. Lineage: Eukaryota; Viridiplantae; Streptophyta; Magnoliopsida; Poales; Poaceae. The coding region runs from base 79 to 564 and encodes 161 amino acids.